AUUAUUGAUGACCCCGGGAUUUUGUCUCGUGUUCCAUAGAACGACUAGUCUACAUUCUCGCAGAGUUUAGUUGCUUUUUUUAAGCCAAAGCUCUUCACAAUCCUUCAAAAAUGGGCUUGAAACAUGAGGCUGGGAGUACCGUAAAGGUUGGAACUCGAGAUAGUGCGUUAGCAAUGGUCCAAACCAAUUUUAUAGUUGGAAAAUUGAAAGAACUAAAUCCUGGAGUUUCAUUUGAUCUUGUUUCCAUGCAAACAAUUGGAGAUGAAGUUCUGGACAAACCUCUACCAAAGAUUGGAGAGUCAAGUCUUUUCACCAAAGAGUUAGAAAUAGCCCUUGAAGAUGGAAGGUGGGCUGAUUUAUUGGUGCACUCGUUGAAGGAUCUCCCAACCAAUCUCCCCCCUGGCAUGGCAAUCGGCGCUAUAUACAAGAGACAGGAUCCUCAUGAUGCUCUUAUCCUUCAUCUAAAACACAAAGGGUUAAAACUGCAGGAUCUUCCUGCAGGAAGUGUUAUUGGUACCUGUUCUCUUCGUCGGAUUGCACAGCUGACUCGGAAAUUCCCUCAUUUGAAGUUUGAGAAUGUUAGAGGAAACCUGAAUACCAGACUGAGAAAACUUGAUGAGAAUGGACUAUAUGAUGCCCUCAUCCUGGCUAAAGCUGGUUUGGAUAGGUUGGGCUGGAAGGACAGAAUAGACCAGGUCAUCACACCAGAUGAAUGUUUGUAUGCCGUCGGACAGGGUGCACUGGCAGUGGAGUUAAACAUUAAGGACAGCAAGACGGUUGCUAUGAUAGCAGAGCUCUACGACUUUGAGACCGCUGUGGUUUGUGCUGCUGAACGAGCCUUCCUCAGACAGCUGGAAGGUGGUUGCAGUGUUCCCGUGGGAGUUGAAAGUGUUUUUAAAGAUAACAAGUUGACUCUAACUGGAGCAGUAUUGAGCCUCGACGGUAAAAAGUGUGUCCAAGAAACCAUGACCACGGACAUCCCACCAGUUAACGAAGACAAAAAAGGCAACCAACCGACACUAGGAGUGUCCUCAAUUCUCAUGCCUUCGCACAUGUACGAUGCYAUGCAUCAGGGGGAGGAACUUGGGCAAAAUUUGGCCAAAGAUUUGAUUGCUAGGGGAGCUGACGUAAUUCUUGCACAAGCAAAGCUUGAAAUAUCCACGGAUCCAAAAUAAUUGCAAAAAUCACAGCAACGCGAUAGUUAGUAGAGUUAUKUUUAAGGAAUGAGUAAAUAAAUUGCUUUAUUUCUUUAAA
Molecule: messenger RNA, 1254 nt
Organism: Actinia tenebrosa (Australian red waratah sea anemone)
Lineage: Eukaryota; Metazoa; Cnidaria; Anthozoa; Actiniaria; Actiniidae
Product: porphobilinogen deaminase
Biological process (GO): heme biosynthetic process
Cellular component (GO): cytoplasm
Molecular function (GO): hydroxymethylbilane synthase activity
Source: RefSeq, a predicted model, not a curated record